Messenger RNA from Mytilinidion resinicola, 641 nucleotides. RefSeq lists its product as uncharacterized. Gene Ontology annotation, biological process: late endosome to vacuole transport; endosome transport via multivesicular body sorting pathway; protein transport. Gene Ontology annotation, cellular component: ESCRT III complex; multivesicular body. Lineage: Eukaryota; Fungi; Ascomycota; Dothideomycetes; Mytilinidiales; Mytilinidiaceae. The transcript is spliced from 3 exons. The coding region runs from base 5 to 598 and encodes 197 amino acids. The record is from RefSeq and is a predicted model, not a curated record.
CAUCAUGUCCGGCUUAGAAAAGGCUCUUUUCAACCUCAAGUUCACGACGAAGCAGUUAAACCGGCAAGCGGCAAAGGCGGGCAAAGAUGAGACCGCCGAGAAGGCCAAGCUAGAGAAGGCUAUGAAAGCAGGUCACAAUGAUAUCGCCCGCAUCUACGCCCAGAAUGCCAUCCGGAAAUCAAACGAGAAACUCAACCUCCUCCGGCUCGCUUCCCGCAUCGACGCUGUCAGCAGCAGAGUGCAAACCGCAGUUACAAUGCGACAAGUUACUGGCAGCAUGGCGAAUGUAGUAAGGGGCAUGGAUUCGGCCAUGAAGGCCAUGGAUUUGGAGAAGAUAUCCGCCGUGAUGGAUAAGUUCGAGACCCAGUUCGAAGACCUCGACGUCGCGACAGGAUACUACGAGAACGCGACUUCAUCCGCAACCGCUGUUGGAACUCCGCAGGAAGAUGUCGAUCGGCUGAUGAACCAGGCGGCAGACAAGGCAGGCGUGGAGCUACAUCAAGACUUGGAGGCGGCAACGCCCGCGAAGACGAAGGUUGGCCCAACGGAGCAGGAGGAAGAGGGCUUGAAUGAGAGGCUGAGGGCACUGAGGAGCUGAUUUUGCUUCACUGGUUGUGUUGCUGAAGCCACGGAGUUUAUGG